Messenger RNA from Moneuplotes crassus, 833 nucleotides. The record is from the annotation of a GenBank genome assembly. Lineage: Eukaryota; Ciliophora; Spirotrichea; Euplotida; Euplotidae.
CUCAUUUAUAUUUAAUUAACCUAUUAAAAAUAUGAGAGCCGUACAUAGGAAUCUUUUUAUCCUCCUCUUGUUGGUUGUGCUUGCCAGUUCAAAGACCCCUGACUCUGACCUCUGUAAAACAAAAGAAAAGGAAGGAGAUAUAGAUUAUUACUGUGAUAACUCCCCGAUUUUUGUCUGAAAAGAUUACGGAAAAGAUAAAUACUGAGUGCAUAAAGGAGUGUUCCCAGCUGAAUGGAGAGAACUUCUUGGUGCUUUGAUUCUUGCAGUAGCCAUUUCUUUAUGUAAUGCUGCUGGUAUUGGUGGAGGAGGUAUCAUUGUAACAAUCAACGUUACUCUGUUCCAAUUUUCAGCUAAGGAAUCUAUUGCUAUGUCAAAUUUUGUCAUCUUUUUUGGAUGAUUGACAAGAUAUAUCAGGAACUUCAAAAACAAACAUCCCUUAAAAGAUGCUACAGCAAUUGAUUAUGGAAUAGUGACUUGUCAGAUGCCUUUGGUCAUGCUUGGAACCUUUAUCGGAGUUCAGAUUAACGAGAUCCUUCCUGAAACUCUUGUAUUUAUCCUACUAUUUGUGACUCUUUUAUACCUCACCUACAAAGCAUUCGUGAAGGCAAUCGAUGCUUAUAAGAAGGAAAAAAAGAUCGCCCAGGAAAAGAAAGAACAGAAAGAUGAAGAAAGAGUUCCUCUUAGAGGCAAACGCUACAAGGAAUAUUAAUGGAACUAAAGAGAAUGUAGGAUCAAGAGAGGAUAUGUUCCAACCAUUGAUGCAACAUAACGAUAAAGCAAGCUGUCUCAAACUCAUGAUAAUGGAUCUGGUCCUUUGGAUAUUAAGCUAAACC